This is a messenger RNA of Scophthalmus maximus (turbot), 4076 nucleotides long. It is a transcript of the gene grid1a, whose product is annotated as glutamate receptor, ionotropic, delta 1a. Bases 481 to 3702 code for a protein of 1073 amino acids. The transcript is spliced from 17 exons. Gene Ontology annotation, cellular component: plasma membrane; postsynaptic membrane. Gene Ontology annotation, biological process: synaptic transmission, glutamatergic; modulation of chemical synaptic transmission; monoatomic ion transport. Gene Ontology annotation, molecular function: glutamate-gated receptor activity; transmitter-gated monoatomic ion channel activity involved in regulation of postsynaptic membrane potential. Lineage: Eukaryota; Metazoa; Chordata; Actinopteri; Pleuronectiformes; Scophthalmidae. The record is from RefSeq and is a predicted model, not a curated record.
UUUGUCGGUGUGUGUGUGCGUGUGUCUCUCCGUGUGUAGCUGGAUGGGGUGUCCCUCCUCCGCAGUUUUUUUUCUCCUGCUGCUGCCACGCUUUAGACGCCGGAGCGCAGGGAGAGAGGCGAGAGUGAGAGAGGUACCGCCGGUCUCUCUCACCGGGCUACCUGUGUUUUCAGUCUUACCUCGGGUCCCCUUCAGUUCCUCCUCGUCUCUUUUUUUUUUUUUUUUUUUUAGCUCACCUUCCUGUGGUCGUCUGGUUUAUGUUGGUUUUAAAAAAAGAUAAAAAGGGAAAACAACUGUGGUGAUUUCUGCAGGGGUUCAUGCGGUUUCGCUCUGCCCGGAGGAGGGACGCGGUUCUGGUUGGCACAAGGUUUUUGAUGAUCUUCUUUCCCCCCCCCUUUCUCUUUUUGGUGCGACAUUUGGACCGUACAGGACAGCCGAGCAGAGCCGAGCGUGGAUGAUCCGCCUCGCCGAAAACCCGAGAUGGAGUUGCUGCUGAUCUGCCUCUCCCUGUGGAUACUGCAACGCAAUUCGGCCGAAGCGGACUCCAUCAUCCACAUCGGUGCCAUAUUCGAGGAAAACGCCGUGAGGGAUGAUGAGAUUUUCCAACUCGCCAUCUCAGACCUGAGUCUGAACGACGACAUUCUGCAGAGCGAGAAAAUAACACACUCUGUGAAACUUAUCGAGCCCAACAACCCCUUCCAAGCGGUGCAGGAAGCAUGUGAGUUGAUGAACCAGGGGAUCCUCGCUCUGGUCACAUCCACCGGCUGUGCAGCCGCAAGCGCCCUGCAGUCGCUGACUGACGCAAUGCACAUUCCCCAUCUCUUCAUCCAGAGGAACGGGGAUGGCUCACCCCGAACCGCCUGCCAGCUCAACCCAAGCCCAGACGGAGAGAGCUACACAUUGGCUGCCCGUCCGCCUGUUCGGAUCAAUGAAGUGCUGCUCACCCUGGUCUCUGAACUGCACUGGCAGAAGUUCAUCAUCUUUUAUGAGAGCGACUACGAUAUCCGGGGUUUGCAAACCUUCAUGGACCAAGCUUCUCGGCUGGGUCUGGACGUUUCCUUGCAGAGGGUGGAUCGCAACGUCAGCCGUGUGUUCACUGACCUCUUCAGCACUAUGCGCACUGAGGAGCUCAACCGGUAUCGGGACACUCUGCGCCGGGCCGUGCUGCUCAUGAGCCCUCGGGGUGCACAGGUGUUCAUCCACCAGGCUGUGGAAACAAACCUGGCGUCCAAGGACAGUCACUGGGUCUAUGCCAACGAGGAGGUGAGUGAUCCGGACAUCAUGGAGCUGGUCCACAGCUCUCUGGGGCGGAUGACCAUCAUUCGUCAGAUCUUCCCAUUGUGGCGGGACACCAACGUUCGCUGUAUGAGGAACAAUCACCGCAUCUCCUCCCUGCUCUGUGACCCACAGGAAGGCUAUCUGCAAUCCCUGGAGGUGUCCAACCUCUACCUGUACGACAGUGUUUUGAUGCUGGCCAAUGCCUUCUACAGGAAACUUGAGGACAGGAAGUGGCACAGUAUGGCCAGCCUUAACUGCAUUAGGAAGUCUACCAAGCCAUGGAAUGGAGGAUGGUCCAUGCUGGACACCAUACAAAAGGGACGCAUCAGUGGACUGACGGGGAUGAUGGACUUCCGCGCUGAAGGCUCUAAUUCUCAUGUCCAGUUUGAGAUUCUCGGAACCAGCUACAGUGAGACAUUUGGUAAAGAUGUGAAACGGCUGGCGUCGUGGGACUCCACUCGUGGUCUGAAUGGUAGCCUGAAGGAGAAUCGGAUAGAGAGUGGUAUGCAGGGAGUGACGCUCAAGAUUGUAACAUUACUGGAAGAACCUUUUGUGAUGGUGGCAGAAAACAUUCUGAGCCAACCCAAGAGAUACAAGGGGUUCUCCAUCGAUGUUCUGGACGCCCUCGCUAAGAUCCUGGGUUUCAAGUAUGACAUCUACCGAGUCGGAGAUGGGAAGUAUGGCUCAGCACUCCCUAACGGAUCCUGGAAUGGCAUGAUUGGAGAACUCAUUGGCAAGCGUGCUGACUUGGCAAUAUCGGCCAUCACCAUCACCCCGGAGCGUGAGAGCGUGGUGGAUUUCAGCAAGCGCUACCUCGACUAUUCAGUUGGAAUCCUGAUGCACAAGUCAGAGGAAAAGAUCAACAUUUUCUCUUUGUUGGCGCCAUUUGAUCUGGCAGUGUGGGCUUGCAUUGCCGCAGCCAUCCCUGUAGUGGGCAUCAUGAUCUUCCUGCUCAGGCGCAUCCAGGCAGUGCGAUGCCAGAACAGUGCAGGAGGACAUCCGCCACCUUCUGUCUCCACUUCACUUCAGAGCGCCAUCUGGAUCGUCUACGGUGCCUUUGUGCAACAAGGCAGCGACUCCAUCCUAGGGUCAGUUGCUCUGCGGAUCGUCAUGGGCAGCUGGUGGCUCUUCACCCUCAUCGUGUGCUCGUCCUACACAGCGAACCUGGCUGCCUACCUCACAGUGUCACGCAUGGACAAUGCUGUCAGGUCGUUCCAGGACCUGUCCAAGCAGGUGGAUGUGGUUUACGGCACCGUGAGGGAUUCGGCCGUGUACGAGUAUUUCCGGGCCAAAGGCACCAACCCUCUGGAGCAGGACAGCACGUUCGCCGAGCUCUGGAAGACCAUCAACAAGAACAACGGUUUCGAGAACUCUGUCUCUGGCCCAUCGGAGGGCAUCAAGAAGGCAAAGCGAGAGUCGUAUGCGUUUCUGUGGGACAUGGCGGUGGUGGAGUACGCUGCUCUGACGGACGACGACUGCACGCUGACCGUGACAGGGACCAGCAUGAGCACCCGAGGCUACGGCAUGGCCCUGCAGCACGGCAGUCCCUAUAGAGACCUCUUCUCCCAGAAGAUUUUGGAGCUCCAGGAGAAAGGUGACCUGGACAUCCUGAAGCAGAAAUGGUGGCCAAAGAAAGGCCGCUGUGACCUGCAGAGCUACCAAGAUGCCCAGCCGGAGGGACGUGCGCUGCGUCUGCACAGCUUUGCCGGCGUGUUCUGCAUCCUGGCUGCCGGGCUGCUGCUGGCCCUGCUGGUGGCCGCCCUGGAGACCUGGUGGAACAGCAACCACUGCCGCAGAGAGCAGCCCAAAGAGCAGGUGACUAAGGAUUACGCUCUGGAAAUGGUUUCUGGUCCAUUGACAUAUAAUGACAUUACGAGCACUUCACCUGAAGGGAGGCGGGACAUGUGGACAGGACAAAGAGGUGAACCUGGAACAGGUCCACCACCGUUUGAACAGCCUCCUGGACGAGGACUUGGCCCACAAGCAGCUGCCAGGCCAGUCUAUCGAGAUAUCUGCCCUGGACAUUGGCAGCAUGCAGCCCAGCCAGUCCCUGGAAGUCUUAUCUGCUCGGGACUACCCUCGGGGGCCGCGGCCAAUGUCCGUGACCACCUUCCUUCAGGAGGGUCAUGGGCCAGGAAGGACACUGGGAGCAGCGGCUUGCAGGACCUUGCCCUUGCCCCUCAGCAGUGCCACCAUGCCCUCUAUCCGCUGCAAACACAGGGCACCCAACGGCAGCCUCUUCCGGCAGAGCCCAGUCAAGACACCCAUGCCAAUGUCCUACCAACCAGUGCCAGGAGGACCUAUCCCAGAAGCCAGCGAGCCCAGCCAUGGGACAUCCAUCUGAGCUCACCGAACAUUCACAGACACUCAAGCUCAAAAUGGAGAGCGGAACAGAGUGCUAACAGUGUGAAGAGAUAUAAAUAAAACACUAAAAAAGGAUUUUUAUAACCAGUGAUGGAGAGUCAGUGGGGCGACACAUGACAUGAUACUGGGACUAAAAUGUACAUAUUUGUAAGUACAAAGAGAGAUAGAAGCAACAUUAAAAAAGUGUAUUUUGAAUAUCCUCAACAGUUGAGUUUAAAAAACAAAAAUUAUUGAAAAAAGUGACUGUUGAAUGGCUUUGUAAAUUUUGUUCUCAAUAAAUAAAGGUUCUUUGUGGUUAUUUUCUAAGUGCCAUGUUCAAAGAUGUUGUCUUUCAGAUUAACAUUAACUGAAUGUACUGUAAGAAUUCAUGACAAAAAGACAUUUCACAGUUCAAAGACAUUGGAAGAAUUGAUUUGUUUCAUAUGAAAAAAAUA